This is a messenger RNA of Microcebus murinus (gray mouse lemur), 4816 nucleotides long. RefSeq names its product exocyst complex component 8 (gene EXOC8). The record is from RefSeq and is a predicted model, not a curated record. Gene Ontology annotation, biological process: intracellular protein localization; exocytosis; Golgi to plasma membrane transport. Gene Ontology annotation, cellular component: exocyst. NCBI's taxonomy places the organism in Eukaryota, Metazoa, Chordata, Mammalia, Primates, Cheirogaleidae.
GGGCGCAGGCGUACUCGUAGCGUUCCCAUCCUACUUCCUCAGCCCUGCACCUCAGCGGGGUUUGGGUGGGUCUCCACAGCGGCGGUGAGUGACAGUGACUGCGUGAGACCCGGACGGAAAUGGUGAUGGCGAUGUCAGACAGUGGGGCGAGCCGCCUGCGGCGGCAGCUGGAGUCGGGCGGCUUUGAGGCGCGGCUGUACGUGAAGCAGCUCUCGCAGCAGUCGGACGGGGACCGGGACCUGCAGGAGCACCGGCAGCGCAUCCAGGCGCUGGCGGAGGAGACCGCACAGAACCUGAAGCGCAACGUCUACCAGAACUACCGGCAGUUCAUAGAGACGGCCCGCGAGAUCUCCUACCUGGAGAGCGAGAUGUACCAGCUCAGCCAUCUGCUGACCGAGCAGAAGAGCAGCCUGGAGAGCAUCCCGCUUACCCUGCUGCCCGCCGCCGCCGCCGCCGGGGCCGCCGCCGCCUCUGGAGGGGAGGAGGGAGGUGGCGGUGCCGGGGGCCGAGACCACCUCCGAAGCCAGACUGGCUUUUUUCCCACCCCUGGGGGCGCCUCCCGCGACAGUUCCGGUCCGGGCGAGGAAGGCAAGCAGCGCACUCUCACCACCCUGCUUGAGAAGGUGGAAGGCUGCAGGCACCUGCUGGAGACGCCGGGACAGUACCUGGUGUACAACGGGGACCUGGUGGAAUACGAGGCGGACCACAUGGCUCAACUGCAGCGGGUGCACGGCUUUCUGAUGAACGACUGUUUGUUGGUGGCCACCUGGCUGCCGCAGAGGCGGGGGAUGUAUCGCUACAACGCUCUCUAUCCCCUAGAUGGUUUGGCCGUAGUCAAUGUCAAGGACAACCCGCCCAUGAAGGACAUGUUCAAACUGCUAAUGUUCCCCGAGAGCCGAAUUUUUCAGGCAGAAAAUGCUAAAAUCAAACGAGAGUGGCUGGAAGUGCUAGAGGAAACCAAGAGAGCCCUCAGUGAAAAAAGACGAAGGGAGCAGGAGGAGGCAGCGGCCCCUCGAGGGCCACCCCAAGUGACUUCCAAGGCCAGUAACCCGUUUGAGGAUGAAGAAGAAGAAGAACCAGCUGUUCCUGAGGUAGAGGAAGAGAAGGUAGACCUCUCGAUGGAAUGGAUCCAAGAGUUACCUGAAGACCUGGAUGUCUGUAUUGCCCAGAGGGACUUUGAAGGGGCUGUUGACCUACUGGAUAAAUUGAACCAUUACCUGGAAGAUAAGCCCAGUCCACCUCCUGUAAAAGAGCUAAGGGCCAAAGUGGAUGAGCGUGUGCGACAACUCACUGAGGUGCUAGUGUUCGAACUCUCCCCAGAUCGUUCCCUGAGAGGUGGUCCCAAGGCUACUCGCAGGGCGGUUUCUCAACUGAUCCGUCUGGGCCAGUGCACGAAAGCUUGUGAGUUGUUUUUGAGAAACAGGGCAGCAGCUGUGCAUACUGCAAUACGUCAGCUUCGCAUUGAAGGUGCCACUUUACUCUAUAUUCAUAAACUCUGCCAUGUCUUCUUUACCAGCCUUCUUGAAACUGCAAGAGAAUUUGAGAUAGAUUUUGCAGGCACUGACAGCGGCUGCUACUCUGCCUUUGUGGUCUGGGCAAGAUCAGCCAUGGGCAUGUUCGUGGAUGCUUUUAGCAAGCAGGUGUUUGACAGUAAGGAGAGCCUUUCUACAGCAGCCGAGUGUGUAAAAGUAGCUAAGGAGCACUGCCAGCAACUGGGUGAUAUCGGACUAGACCUCACCUUCAUCAUCCAUGCCCUUCUGGUGAAAGACAUCCAAGGGGCCUUGCACAGUUACAAAGAAAUCAUCAUUGAAGCCACUAAGCACCGCAACUCUGAAGAGAUGUGGAGGAGGAUGAACUUGAUGACUCCGGAAGCCCUAGGUAAGCUCAAAGAAGAGAUGAAAAGUUGUGGGGUAAGUAACUUUGAGCAGUACACAGGGGAUGACUGCUGGGUGAACCUAAGUUACACAGUGGUUGCUUUCACCAAACAGACCAUGGGCUUCUUGGAAGAGGCACUGAAGCUGUAUUUCCCAGAGCUGCACAUGGUACUUUUGGAGAGCCUGGUGGAAAUCAUUUUGGUUGCUGUCCAGCAUGUGGAUUAUAGUCUUCGGUGUGAGCAGGAUCCAGAGAAGAAGGCUUUUAUCAGACAGAAUGCAUCCUUUCUGUAUGAAACAGUCCUCCCUGUGGUGGAGAAAAGGUUUGAAGAAGGUGUGGGGAAACCUGCAAAGCAACUCCAAGACCUGAGGAAUGCAUCUAGACUUAUCCGUGUGAAUCCCGAAAGUACAACGUCAGUGGUCUGAUUGUUUAGGUCUGUUUAUAUGUGUACAUAUAUAUUGCUUAUAUAUUAUUUAUAUUUAUAUUAAGUUGCAUUAGCAUAUUCUUUAUAGUCUCAAACACAGCUUAAAAAUAAACAGUGCCCUCUUAGAAAUGCAAAAUCAAAAAGACAAAAAAUUUUUAAAUUAAGGCCAAAUAACAAAAAAUAUUGGAAUUAUUAAAACCUAUAGUAUGCUAUCCUUUUAAAUUAUGCUAAUUCUCUACUGAAUGUAUGCUCACACUAUAGUAUUUCAGUUUUAUCCUUUGAGUCAAAAUACAUUUUCUCACAUUAUAUAUUAUGUGACACAGAGUCAUAACAUCUAUAAAUACAUAAUAUGAGUAUGUUGUGAAGUUUCCCAGUUCGCUAAAAUGUUAACAUUUCUUAAAGUGCCAUGUAAAACACCCUGCCUCAUAUAUUUUCCCCCUCCUUAAAAUGUAAUUGAACAAUUUGGGAAAAGAAAGGAGUUGGGAACAUUGGUUUUAGGGUAAAUUUUUGUCAAAAGAAUUAUUUCUUGAAACUAGCUAGUGUAUGGACUCUUCCAUCCUUAUGUAAUACAAGUGGAAGCUUUCAGAAAAAAUAAUUCAGCAAAUAUUUCCAACAUAAUUUGAAUGGCUAAUUUUUAGUUGUUAAUUAGCAGCUUCAUAAUAUUUGAUUUGGGAGCAUUUACUUGCAAAUCUUAAGGACUGUGACACAAUUUUUUUCAACAUAUUCUAGAAUUGUGUGAGUUCCCAGCUGGAACUUGGGUCGUUGUCAUAUUUAAAAAAUAAAGAUAAUAAUAAAAAACAGAAUACAGUGAGGAACCUGGCUACGGCUGCCAAGUUUUAGCUGCCCUCUCACAGCCUCCCAGCCCCUCCAGCGUAUGUUGCAUAGUGGCUCAGGCUUCAUCAAAUGGAAAAAAAGGUUUUCAUUCAAGUAGUUAUUUAGACUUCAGGGUCUGGGUGGAUGGGAAAUUAGAAAAAAUCAUAUGUACCUAGUGUUCUCAAGUAAGACUACUCUGAGGAGAGAUUUGGUUUUUUUGUAACAAAGUGAAGAACAGAGGUAGGACAAAUGUGCUCAAAGCAGAGGGAAGACAGAACCUUCUCUGACUCCUAGAAUGCCUAUGCUGCAUUUCUCGUUUGAUUUUUAAAAGUGAAUAUAAUACUUCCGAUUGUUUAGUAAAACAGAAAUAGCUAAAGAAAUGUGAGCUUCCUAAGGUUUCUAAACUAUUGCUUCUAUUGUAUAUUUAUUAUAUAACCUUCCUCAUACUUUGAGAGAAAUUGUGCUUGCUAGGAUAUGUUUUUUCCCUAGCUUCUAGUUGGGAUUCUUGUUCAUAAGUGCCAUUGUUGAUGCCAGUGAUUUCAAAAGGUCAUUUCUUUUACCUGAAUAAGAAUGGUGAUAGUAAGACAAAAAAUUAUGUGAAACCUAAAAUAGAUUCCAAAUAGUGGCUCAGGGUUGUAAAACUCCUUGAAUUACUCAUGUGCCAGAACAGCCCUUUUGUUUUCUUUUUAGCUAUGCAUAUUUAAAAGGUUAAAAAUUAUCAGUUACAGAUUUCCUUUGACUAAUUUUUUUCACAUAACUUUAAGGAUUUUCUAGAUAACUGUAACUGGAUAUCUCAGCUGAGCAAAGACAGUUGUAAUUUGUCUUUUUUAAGAUUACUGAAAACUUGAAUUUGAUCAAAUUUUGUGAUUGUUAUUAUUUUGUGCCAUUUACAGGUUCCAAUAUUAUAUUGUACACCACACGUAUUGUGUAAAUAUAUGAUGCUGGAUCCAUGAAAUGAUACUUCUGAAAUCAAAAUUUCUCUUAAGGCAUGAAGUUGUAAAAACUUAAAUGUGUAUACUCAGAUAUUUAAAUGGUUGCUUCUUCAUGAAACUGCUUUGUAAACUGGAAGUAUAGAAUUUUCUUUUGUUAAAAUUUGUGUGUUCCUUCACAGUUGUAGCUGAAAGAAGUAUGGUUUUGGUGAAUCAAUUAGUGUGGGAAGUGGAUUAAAGACCAUCAGUGUUGUAAUGUCUUUGUGCCUAGGCAGAACGAUUAUGUUGCAUUCCUCAAAGUGGAGUGAAAGCUCUUCUAAUUUUUUGGUUUCUAUUAGACUCCAAAACAAGUUCUAAAAAUUGAAUGCAGUUAGAGAUUGUCCAGAAAUAUAGUACAUACAGAAAUAUACCACUUAAGUGUUGAUUAUCUUUCCUUGUUUGCUUCAAGCAUAACACUGUCACUGGAGCUUGGAAUUGCAGACUUGAUUGAAUUAGUUACUGUUGGGGAAAAAAGUCACUCUGUGGAAUUAGAUCUCUUUUUGAUUAAAGCCUUAUUUCACUUAAGUGCUAAAAACUCACUAAUUUUUGUUCAAAUACUACCUAUAGUUCAAUUAUUGGCACUUGCAUUUUACAACUUGAUAUCUUACCUAGGAUUGGGAAUUUGGGACUUGACAUGUAGUAUAAAAUCAGUAUAUGUACAUUUUGCUUAUUGACAAUGCUGUGUUAUGAGGGAAUCUGAAAUAUUUUGUAAAAAUAAAGCUUAAAAACUUACACUGGA